Molecule: messenger RNA, 3598 nt
Organism: Cyprinus carpio (common carp)
Lineage: Eukaryota; Metazoa; Chordata; Actinopteri; Cypriniformes; Cyprinidae
Gene: pidd1
Product: p53-induced death domain protein 1
Exons: 16
Biological process (GO): apoptotic process; DNA damage response; signal transduction
Molecular function (GO): protein binding
Source: RefSeq, a predicted model, not a curated record
UCCGCGGUGAGUGUCAACACGAGACAUGUGCGUGAAACACGGAAGUAAACUUAUUAUAUUUAACACAUGUUAACGCAUCAAAUAAAGAUGGCAUUUUGGUUCUAUACGUGUUAGUUUUAUAUAAAUCGUUUUAUAAACGCUACAGACGCGGUCAUGUCCACCAAGAAUUACCAGCAGUGGGCUUGUCUGAACAUGGCUGCCCGGUCUAGAGAUGUGACCCCACCGCGGUGAUGGAAAGAUGAAGACGGAGGUGCCAGAUUCAUCUCGCCUUCAUUUUUUUCACUGUAUGUUGUUUGUAGGAGGGGCUGAAGAAAAGAAAAAAAGGGAAUAGAUGGAGACAGAAGAGGAUGAACAGGCAGAGGAGAAAGUGUGGCUGGCCACAGAUCUUGGAGAAAGAGCUGAAAGAGGAGCGAUGAUGGGGACGGAAGUGGGUCUGGUUUUACCAGGUUUCUUUGGGAACUCGCAGUUGGAGGAAAGUCCGCCAUUAGGAUCCUCUCUUUCCUCGGACCAUACGGAUAACUGGGCUCCGUCCAUCUUGUCAUCCUCUUCCUCCUCUCUGCCCUGUCUCUGUCCUCCUCUUCCUCCGUCUGUGGGGCUGGAUGGCGUGCUGGCAGAGGGCCGGCUGGUUCUGGACGUGUAUCGGGGCGGUGGAGAGGUUCUCCCUGUGUUCUGGGAGUGUGUUCAGGAGCGGAUGAGAGGCCUGCAGUACCUCAGACUGGGAUCAGAGGACGAGGGGGCGCUAGAGAGGGCACUGAGUGUCCUGCCCCGACUCACACAACUGCGCUCCCUGACUAUCAGAGGACAUCGUUUCUAUGACCCUCAGGGUGACCCUCUCCCCGGCCUGCUCUCCUCUCUCCCUGACUCCGUCUCCUCUCUGUCUCUCCUCGUUCACCUGGAUCUCUCAUUCAACCGUCUCUCCUCUCUUCCUCCCUGCCUCCUGUCUCUCUCUCAUCUUUUGGAGCUGCUGCUGUGUCAUAAUCAGCUGACGGGUCUGCCGGAGGGUCUGGGAGCGCUGGCCGUAGGACUUACACGGGUGAGUCUGCUGGGGAACAGGCUGGUGGCUCUGCCCCGGGCAGUGGGCCUCCUCUGCAGGCUGGAGGAGCUGGACGUGUCCUUCAACCAGCUGGAGAGACUUCCAGAUGAACUCGGACAACUACAGGACUUACAAAAACUGGAGCUGUCAAAUAACAGGCUCAGAGCGCUGCCGGAGACUCUGGUUGUGCUCUCUCGCUCUCUGAGGCAGCUAGUAAUCCCAGAGCUGCAAUGAUCUGAGGAUCACUGAUUGCCCACGUUGCACUCCCUCCCGCUGCUCGACAAACUAGACACGAGGAACAACCCGCUGGGCCAACCGCCGACGCCCCCACUGAUUGCCCACGUGACCCCAGGUGCUGCUGCUUUAUAUACAUUCUUUAAUGCUAAUUCCAAAUUUAACUCUUCUCUUCCCAUCAGUUUUCAAGUAUCAUCUGCUGGUUGUCACGUGUUCCUUCCUGGAGGGGCGGAGCUCUUGUUUCCACGGAGAUGCGUAAACGCAGUCACAGAACUGCAGUGGGCAGAGAGGAGACCGGACAGAAAGUGGGUGUGGCUAGAGGAGCAUGACGUCCUUUUGAUACUUGGGGGGAAAAAGCUUAGACCAGUAGAGGUGUGUAUUCCAUAUCACAAAACACGGAAAGGUGAUGUUGCGGUUCGCAGGUUUGAUGGUUGUUCUUGGUCGACACUACCCACCCUGACCAGGAGGGGGAGUGAGAAACACAGCUGCAGGCCCGGGGGACGCCCGGCGCGGUUGGCCUGCUGCAGUGUGUCGCAGUUCUCGUGGUUCGUGGCCGUCUCUCGUCCUUUCCUGGACAGUUGCUCUGUGUCUCCAGAGGGGGCGCUGCUGGUGUCUCAAUUCGACCCAGGGAUCAAACUUAUUUUCCCUCCGGAGUGCACAACAGAGACACGUACAGUCACAAUGCAGGUCUAGCAGGUGGCGCUGUCUGAGGUGCAGGACCUGACUGGAGACCCUCAGGCGAGUGCCAGCCCACUGCUAUGCCUCUCUCAAACUCCCAGCAUGCAUUUCCUUCAGCCAAUCACAGUGCAGAUUCCUCUUCCUCCUGGAGUGACUGGACACAUGGUGGACAUGUCCCGUUUGCACCUGAUGCACGGCGACCCCACGGCCCACACCUGGACUGACAUCACCGCUCAGGUGUCGCUUUACGUCACGCACAUCUACGCCGUCUUCUCCAUCACACACUUCUCAUGGUACUGGUUGUGGUACACCACUCACAGGUGUGUUAGUGGUAUCGUCAGGAAGAUGUAUCAUCGCUUGAAACAGUUCCGGAUUCGAUUCCUGGCGCUACAGAAAAAAAACGACCCAGAGCAGGUUCUGCUGCAGUGUCUGCCGUCGGACAAGGCUGAGAGCAGGUUGGCGUCUCUGUCGGAGCAGUAUGAAGGUCCUCAGCCGUCUGAGUUGUGCGUCCUGCUGGAGGGAGAGCAGUUUUUUGCUGGUUUUGAGAGAGGCAUUGAUAUCAGCGCAGACCGUCCGGACUGUAAAGAUGGCAGACUCUCAUUCACCUUUUACUCUCACCUGAAGAACAUUAAAGAGGUGCACGUGUGCCCGACCCACCCACAGCAGGGCACCGUGAGAGGACAGGUGUCAUUUUACAGGGGUGAAGUGCCCAGUGAUCUUCCAGAGGAAGUGGCGAGUAAAAGAAAAGGUCAUGACAACCAGUGGAUGGCGACGCUUCCUCUCCGGAUUCCUAAUGCAGACUGUGAUGGGAGCGUCUCCGGUGAGCUGAACCUGGGCGACCCAGAGAGCGGCUACCUGACACAGACCAACCUGCUGUCCAUCUCCUUACGCAUCAACCAAGAGUGGCAGAACAUCGGCAUCAACCUGGGCAUCAGCUACGACCAGCUGGAACGCAUCCGAAACCAGCACAGGAACAACUUUGGGGCCCAGGUGUUGGCGAUGCUCUUUCAUUGGGCGAGAGGGCAGCAGGGGGCGGGGCCAGGGGCGGUGCAACGGCUGAUGAAAGCGCUGGUGGACAGUGGAAGGCGGGACUUAGCGGAGGAAGUAGAGGACAUAGUGACUCUGGGGAAGAAGAAGUAUGAAGAAUCACUAAAGAGAGUCGGACUGGAGACACCAGCGAGCUCUGCAGACCCUCAGUCCAGCUGACACACACUCACACCAUUAGGAUGAUUGUGCUGCUGAGAGCGGCUGCCAACAUCAUGACAUAUACACUCCCACCAGCAGCACUGCAGACCGGCUCAGUGACACACACGGACAUACAGUAGAGUCUCAUCUCACAGGACAGUCUCUGGGUCUCAGAGCAGCUGUCUGUCUGAAUGAUGUCUUCAUUAGACGACUGUCUCUUUCUCCUGUGCCUCUCUAACUCACAGCAGAUGUAUUUUAUUUGUAGUGAGACACAAUGCUGCACAUUAACACUGAGCCAAAUGAGCCAUCAGUAUUUGUUAGAUGAUUUUUAGUGUUUUAACCAAGAAAAAAUCUAAAUGUUUUUAUUUUUAUGUAUAUGGUGAAUCCCAAGCAGCCUCUCAAAAAAGGUCAUAUUUCAUAUUUUUGGUGUGUGUGUGUGUAUAUAUAUAUAUAUAGUUAGACAUAGAU